UACCUAAUGGCUCCUACCUCACGACCGGAGCACCACAUCAACCUCAACUACAUCCCCCAACUCACGUCCCAGGCCCCGCCCUCGGCCUCGUCGACCACCUCCACCUCGCCCGCUGAACCGCCAUCCUCGGGAGGCUCCCUUCGAUUCCCAAUGUCUACCUCCAAUACCUCCAACUCGCUGGGCAAUGCCGCAGCUGGUGCAAGACUCGGCGCUGGGUCCCCCUCGCAUGAAUUCGGGAGCAGGCUCUACUCUAAACGAGCACGCGAGAUUCAAGCUCAGGAAGGCUUGACUCCCCAGAUGUGGGGUCCUCCCACGAGCGGCAAUUCCACACCUCUGCGCGAGACCAUCCCAGAGUCUCCCAGCGGGGAUAGCUUCCCAGACUUCAACCAAGCUCCACCCGAGGCCGCGCCUACGGGUCAGACAUCUACCCGUCGCGCUCGUGCCGGGACUCUCCCUUCACGAUUCUCGCCUUCAGCAGCCCCCGGCGGUCUCAUGUCUGCUUCUUCGCUCCUGCCCAAGACUUCCCGACCCACCCCCUCCACAAGCCCCUUCAAACCGGGCCCCAAUUCAGCUACAGACAGUCGAGGCUUCAUCGACCCGGGCUCUGCUGCGGCAAAGUCGGCUCUCCUGUCUCGCCUGCGAGCCGGUUCGAUGCCUCAACGACCAGGCUUCUUGCCCCCGUCUACUUCGCCUUUUGGCAACUCCAUCUUCACCACUGGUUGGAGCAGCAGCCGGGACCGCAGCAGCACUCUGCAGAGCAUUGCGUCUCAACCUUCUAACGGCCCAGGCUCGCCCGUGUCUUCAUUCUCUAGGGAAUCACUUGCUGACACCGACGUGAAGACUCUAGAUUACCUUGGUUUGGUGGAUACUCCCCAGCCCGCCCGAGCGACUCUUGCUCCCUCCGAUAUCGAGCUUCUCCUCGAAGGCCAGAGGAAUGCUUUCGCGCAAAAUGCUCCCGCUUCUGCCAACCGCUUCCGCUCCUACUCGGUCAAUGCAAAGGAGAAGUACGCCGAUGACGAAGAUGAGAUGGAUCCCGGUUAUGGCAGCUACAGCGGUUCCAUGACCCCGCAGGAUGCGGCCAGUGCAUAUGCCAUCCAUGAGGCUGUUCGACAGCACAACCUCGAGGUUCAGGCUUUUGCCAAUUUUGCCAGUGCUACUCGCCCCCGUGCUCGUACUGCCGGCGUUCUUGACUCGCCUUCGCAGCGUAUGAUGCGGAACUACCUUCCAGCCAAUUCCCGCCUUGACAACAGCCUCACUGCCGCUGAUCUCACCGAGGAUGCUGAGUUCAGCCUGACUGAAGCCGUCAAGGGCCUUCAGUUGGGCGGCAAACCGAGCUCCAACCUCGGAGAUGACACGCUAGAGGGUCCUACCCGCGCUCUGUGGCUCGGUAACAUCCCUUCGUCCACCACUGUGUCCUCCCUGAACGUCAUCUUCAGCGCGUAUGGCCCAAUUGAAUCUACUCGGGUGUUGACACACAAGAACUGUGGAUUCGUCAAUUUCGAGAAUCUUGACAGCGCCGCCCAGGCCAAGUCCCAGCUCAAUGGCAAGGAGAUCUUCCCCGGUGCUGGCCCCGUUCGUAUCGGUUAUGCAAAGGUGCCAUCUGCUGCGGCCACCCCUGGUCACAAUGGCAUCUUCCCUUCUCCAAGCCCAGACCCCCACACAAAGGCCACCGCGGAAGGUGUGACUUCGUCCCCUAACAAUGGAAAGGCUGCUGGCACUCGCACUGAGAGCGCAAAUGCUCCUCUGACUACGCCCGAACUCACCGAGAUCCGUGGCGACAUUGUUCAGAUCGUAAAAGAUCUGGGUGCAACCGAUGAGGAGCAGAUGAGGAUUUCGGGUCAGGUUGAUGAAGCCAUCCAUUUCCACCAGUACCUUACGGAUAUUCCUCCUGUCGAGGAGCCCAGCCACACUCGCGUGCACGAUGCUCCCCGCCUGCGUGAGAUUCGCAAGCGAAUUGAUAACCAAUCCUGCUCCCAGCCCGAGAUUGAAGAAAUUGCCAUGAACAUGCUUCCAGAGAUUGCUGAGCUGUCUUCCGACUACCUUGGUAACACUGUCGUUCAGAAGCUGUUCGAAUUCUGCUCCGAGCCCACCAAAGAGGCUAUGUUGCGAGAAAUCGCACCCCACCUGGCCAAAAUUGGUAUUCACAAGAAUGGCACUUGGGCUGCACAGAAGAUCAUUGACGUCGCUCGAUCCCCCGCCCUUCAGAAGAUGGUUGUCGACUCUCUUCGUCCAUAUGCUGUUACACUGUUCCUCGACCAGUUCGGCAACUAUGUCAUGCAGGGAUGUCUGCGAUACUCUUCGCCUCUCAACAACUUCAUUUUCGAUGCCAUGCUCAGCCGCCUUUGGGAUCUUGCUCAGGGCCGUUUCGGUGCUCGAGCCAUGCGAGCCUGUUUGGAGAGCCACUACGCUACCAAGGACCAGCAGCGCAUGGUGGCCGCUACCAUUGCCCUACACAGUGUUCAGCUUGCUACCAAUGCCAACGGUGCCCUGCUUCUGACUUGGUUCCUUGAUACUUGCACUUUCCCUAGGCGACGCACAGUCUUGGCUCCUCGCCUUGUCCCCCAUAUCGUGCAUCUCUGCACCCACAAGGUCGCCUACUUGACAGUGUUGAAGAUCAUCAACCAGCGAAAUGAACCCGAAGCCCGCGACACCAUCCUUCAAGCUCUCUUCUUCUCUGCAAACGAUCAGGUCUUGGAAGACAUUCUCAUUGAUCAGAAUUGCGGUGCCACCCUCAUCUUCAAGGUCCUCACGACUCCCUUCUUCGACGAGAAGAUUCGUGCCGAUGUGGUGCAGAAUGUUCGUAACGUCUUGCUCCGCAUCAAAGCGCAGCCUGCUCAGGGCUACAAGCGUUUGAUGGACGAGGUCAACCUCUCGACUCGUGGCGGACCUGGUCAUCGCGAGCACUCCCAAACUCGGCCUGCAUCUUCCCGUGAUAGCCCUGCUGGCUCCAACGCUGAGCCCAGGCAGUUUUACCAGAAUGUUGCCCCCGCUGGUUUCGAUCCCGUCGCCUUGCAACGCACCGCAAGCAUGGACUCCAAUGGAUUCGACCAAUAUGGCAUGGGAGUCAGUGGCCCCAUGUUCAUGCCAAACAUGCCCGCUAUGAGUGGCCCGCAGCAGAUGCAGUACCAACAGCUCUUGGCGUCUCGCCCCGGCCCAUUCUAUCCUCAGAUGAAUGGCUUCCAGCCUCCAGUCUCUGGUGUUGAUGGCUUCCGAAACGUCGCCCCAGUUGCUGCCCCUGGAUUCAAUGGCUCGCCCAUGAUGCAACCCGCUGCUCUUGGACAACCGGUUCCCAUGUAUCCUUAUGGCAUGUAUGUUCCGCAGCAACAGCAGCAAGCCGCUGGUGGGAACCAACGACGUGGUCGCAGAUAG
Messenger RNA from Periconia digitata, 3369 nucleotides. The record is from the annotation of a GenBank genome assembly. NCBI's taxonomy places the organism in Eukaryota, Fungi, Ascomycota, Dothideomycetes, Pleosporales, Periconiaceae.